Messenger RNA from Tupaia belangeri chinensis (Chinese tree shrew), 1646 nucleotides. Its product is annotated as olfactory receptor 56. Gene Ontology annotation, biological process: G protein-coupled receptor signaling pathway. The record is from RefSeq and is a predicted model, not a curated record. Bases 551 to 1546 code for a protein of 331 amino acids. Gene Ontology annotation, molecular function: olfactory receptor activity; G protein-coupled receptor activity. Gene Ontology annotation, cellular component: membrane. NCBI's taxonomy places the organism in Eukaryota, Metazoa, Chordata, Mammalia, Scandentia, Tupaiidae. The transcript has 2 exons.
UUGAGACCAGCUGUAUCCCAAGGCCUAAACACAUGCUCCGGGCAAUUCAUACUAAUGCUCUAUUUAGUUCUUUAACCCAUUAAAAUCUAUUUUUGUGUAUGGUAUGAGGUAGGGAUCUUUUUUUCCCAAACAAGGUAGUUAUUGUCAUAAAUCGUUUAUUAAAUAGCACUUCCUUCAUCAUGUAUUUUUUAUUAUUCUAUUGGUUAAAGUUGAUCGUAAAUUUUUGAACGUUAUAUGGGUCUGAUUCUGUGCCUGUUCUAAUCUGCUGGUCAGUUUGCUUCACAUCAGACUGAAUAAAUACACCUCAAACUGUGUUGUGGUCAUUGAUAGGACGAGCUCUGGAUAUUUUCCUCACAACUACUCUGGAUAUUCCGAAAAUACUGAUGAAGCGCUGGGCACGCGUUUGGUCCUCGCGUGGCAGUUCACGUUUUAGACUCGGUUAUUGGCGCACAGAAGCGAAACCCUGAAGGCACGAGGCGGACGCCUACCCGGUCACAGCAGGCUGGGCUCCGCUGCCCCUCUGGCCCUGGCUCCCGCGCCUCACUCCAGAAUGUUACGUGUAGACGACGCACACUGUCCUGUGCAGAUCCGUAUUAAAACGCGGCGUCAUGUAGCAUUACAGGGAUAUUCCGAGAUGACAGUAGAGCGACGCGGCUGCACCCCACCCGCGGAGCCAUCUGGGACGUGGGGCAUGCGCAGUCUGUGGCACCCCACCGCCCGCCACGUCAGCCUUAAACGUGAGGGCUUUCUGCAGCAGACCCGAGCAGCCCUCAAAGUUUCCAUGGUAACAGUUUGCUUCUUUGACUUGUUCUUGUUUAUUAUGUCCUCCCCUUGCAGAGCCCAGGCCUUUCAUCCUAAGCCGAGUACACCAAGGAGGCCUCCCGCUGCUCCAGGUCCCGGCCGCCGCGCCCCACGGGCCAUGGCCUGGGCGGGGAACCAGACCCUCAUCACGCACUUCGUGCUCCUGGGCCUCUUCGCGCGCUCGCCGCUGCACGACCUCCUCUUCUCCGCCGUCAUGCUCGCGUUCGUGGUGGCGCUGGCGGGCAACGCGCUGCUGCUGCUGCUCAUCCGCGCCGCCGCGCGCCUGCACAGCCCCAUGUACUUCCUGCUCAGCUGGCUGGCGCUCGCCGACCUGGCGCUCGUGUGCACCGUCGUGCCGCGCAUGGCCGCCGACUUCCUCCGCGGCGCCGGCCGCAUCUCCUUCGCGGGCUGCGGGCUGCAGAUCCUGGCCUUCCUCACGCUGCUGGGGGACGAGUGCUUCCUGCUGGCCUUCAUGGCCUACGACCGCUACGCCCUGGCCACCUGCUCCUCCCACAUGACGGCGGUCUCCCUCUUCUACGGGGCCGCCAUGGUCACGUACAUGCGGCCGCAGGCCUACCACUCGUCCGGGCAGGACAAGGUGGCCUCCGCCUUCUACACCGUGAUCACGCCCAUGCUCAACCCGCUCAUCUACAGCCUGAGGAACAAGGAGGUCACCGGCGCUCUGCGGAGGCUCCUGGGAAGGUGUCCCUGCGCGGGGCGGGGUCUGGCGGGUGCUGGAGCCUGAGGAGGCAGCUCCCGCCCGGAACCUGGCUGGCCACUGCAGCUUGAUUGAAGGACAGACACGGCGUUCCUCUAAAAACCAAACCCACAGCAAGCACAGUCGA